UUCCGUGCAGUACCAGUUCAGCAGUUCGAGUCGCAGUCCCGUCAAUCAGACGUCGAGGAAAAAAUUAGGAAAGAAUCUUUUCCAAUCGUUUUUUCGCAUGCAAAGUUGUUGAAACUAGAGAAAUUUCGACGGAUUUCGUUAGUUUUGGUCGCGCGCGAGUGGAUUUGUUGUAAAAUGUGAGCAAGCUGUAACGGAUCGUCGCGAAAAAACGCAAAUUUCCCAUCUCCAAAUUCGCGAACCGCGGUUCCGAGGAUGAUUUCAUAAACUUCCUGAAAAAAUCAGCAGUAGCAGAGACGAAAUAGCAAAAAAAAAAGGCGAGCUCUGAACAAAAAAUAAUGAUUUUCAACCUUGAACGGCAGCAAACAUCAUCAUCGUCGUCGUCGCGGACGUCAAUUUCGCGUUGAAAAGAGCUCGGUGUGGAAAAUCGCAGGCACCGAAAAUUAUACAUUCCGCCGGGGUCAAGUGUGUCCUUUUACGGGGGUUGACCUGGUGCCCCUGGCACCGAGUGGUAGGAAAAAAGUGCAGUUUUGUAUUGUGUGUGGCAAGUUGCAAAUUAUUAUUGACGUGAUCGUCUCCGCUCCGGUAAAAAUAAACAUCGGAUUGUGCAAAGUUGUUUGUUUGUGGCAGAAUUAGUAACUGCUAGGGGAAGAUUCUUAUCAGCACCAGGGCGUGAAUUGGGACGGAAAUAAUCUCCCCCCGAAGGAAAGGCCACUUUUGUGUGACGGGGGCGAAUCUUGAAGAAGCAAACGCAGUAAACUAAUCGAAGAAGGAAAACAUCAUCAGAUCGUCUUGAAACUAUUUACCACGCCCGAAAGAACGCAGCAGGAAGAAGGGAAUUCCACACCCAACCCACCCACUCCGACGCAACCCGAGGGAUAAAAUAAACAAUGGGAAGCGUCUGGAAGCGGCUGCAGCGUGUCAACAAGCGGGCGGCUAAGUUCUCCUUCACCGUCUCGUACCAUGAGCUGCGCAUGGAGACCACGGCCAAAUGGCGUCCCCACAGUUUGCACGUGGUGUGGACACGCCGUUCGCGCCGCGUUUUGUCCAGCGCCCUGGCCUGGGAGCCGGAUCUGGUCAAUCCGGUGAGCAGCACGAUGGCGUGGCCAAUGCCGGACAAUCACACCAUCGCCGUAACGCUCUUCAAGGACAUCCGGACGCACGAGCUCGAGGACAAGGACUGGACCUUCGUGCUGGAGGACGUCUCCCAGCUGGGCAAGAAACGCCUGCUGGCCUCGGCUACGAUCAAUAUGCGCAAAUACGCCAGCAUCGAGUCCACCCAGCAGACGUUCACGCUGGAAAUGCGGCCCACGUCCAAGAAGAUUCUGUCGGCGCAGCUGGAACUUACGCUGAGCUGUGUGUUUCUGCGUGAGGGAAAGGCUACCGAUGAGGACAUGCAGAGCAUCAUUUCGCUGAUGUCGGUGAACAACGUGUGUGAUAUUGCCCCGCUGGAUGACCUGGAGGACAUUCCGGACAUGGAGAGUUCGAUAGAGAUCUCGGAACAUGUGCUCGAUUUUACGCAGCAGCUUGAGCAGCUGACCACCAGCUUGAACAGUUCGGAUCUGGCGACACCGAUGAGCGUACCUUCCCUCUCGGACGACCAAACGCCAGUGGUCAGCGGCUCUCGGGACAUGCUCAAAGAAAUACUCAACGAUCGCGGCUACAUCUCGCUGACCAGCGAGGGAGGCAGCAGCACAACCACCACCAAAGAACCGGACGAAAACGACAACAGCAAGGAGAAACCUCCGGAGCAUUUUUACCCCAAAAUCGUGGACUACGAGCCGAAGUUCUCCUUCAGCAAACCGAAGGAAGCCCCGGAUCACAUUCCAAAGACGGUCAGUGCACUGGAAGAGUCCCAGCGGUUGGACGAGGAGCAGAUGGAUUUGCUGGAAGCACUCGACGAGGCGGAGGAGGAGGAGCCGCAGAAGAGUCCGGUUGAGGUUGAGGAGCCAACACCGCAACCGUCGCCGGCACCUGUUCCGAAAAUUGUGGAGAGCGAACCGGCCGCGAAAAAGUCUCCGGAGGAACAGCAGAGCAGCAGGGCGGAGUUGAAGCCGCUGAAACUGAUCAAAAGCUACGACCAUCAACCUCCGGUUGUGGUUGCUGAAAAAGAAGUUGCUGCUGCUGCAGCGGAGGUUGAAAAGGUUGAAGUCGUUGAGCUACCACCAAAGGUGGUGGUGCCUCCGGCACCGGAACCAGUCGUGGAGUUCAAGAAGCCUCUCCUACGUGAUAGCACCCCAGGGCAGGAUCUGCUCGAGUGGUGCAAGGAGAUUACCAAGAGCUACAACGGAGUCAAGGUUACGAAUCUGACCACCAGUUGGCGCAACGGGAUGGCGUUCUGUGCAAUAAUACAUCACUUUUAUCCUAGUUUAAUUGACCUGAGCAAGCUGUCCCCAGGAAACGUGAUAGAGAACUGCCGGACGGCGUUCGACGCGGCGGAAAAGUUGGGCAUUCCGCGCGUCAUCGAACCACGGGACAUGAACAUGCUGGCGGUGCCCGACAAGCUGGCCGUCAUGACGUACCUGUACCAGCUGCGGGCCCACUUUACCGGCCACCAGCUGGAGGUGCACACGAUAGGUGAAACCUCGGACGACUCGAGCUACGUCAUCGGCAACUACAAAUCGGACAAGCUCACGAAAGACCUCCUCAACCUGAACGACAUGAUCACGCCCCGCGAGGACGAUCCGCUCAAAAAGGACGCCGCCGCCGCCGGAAAGGCCCAACUCUCGAAGGCCCUGCUGGGUAAGGUGCUUUCGCCAACCAAAGAAAAGCUGGCCGCGUUCGGAACAACCCCGUCCGCGCUGGACGGAACCGGACCGAUGCCGAAUGGUUCGUCGGAGCAGUCCAACAAUAGUCUAAACAAUAACACCACCACAUCGAACGGGGAGGCCGAGCAGGUUGACGAGACGGAGAAAGUCAACGGUAAAAGUGACGAGGAAGGGGACGUGCUGCGGGUGCCGCCCUCGUUGGACACGGCCAUGACAAACAACGAACGCCACGCGCGCCUUCGCGAGCAAGCCCGCCAGCUGAUUGCCAGCAAGGCGAAACCACCCCGGUUGCUCAACCUGGACUCGCCGUCUUCGCCAACCAAGCUGAUCAACGCCAGCGCCCAGCGGGCGGUCAACUUCAGCCCGGAGCGGACGAUCUCGCCGAUCAACAACCAGCCGGAGUUUAUCUUCCCAAGCGUAACGAUGGCGAUGCGGAACAAGGACUCUCCGGGUGGAACCGACGGUAGUGACGCCAACAGUAAUCUGCUGCUGAAACGGGCAAGUCCCUCGCCGAACAAGGUUUCGCCGUCGUUGCUGGAGGCGUUGAUCACCCCGAAAAAUGAGGGCCGGGUGGAAAAGGUCAACUACAUCCAGAGCGAGCUAAACAAGCUGGAGCGAGAGCAGGAAGCGAUCGACCAGAAGGCGAAUGCCCUCGAGAAGAAGCUUCGCGCUGUGAUGGGAGGAACCAUGAACAAUGUGAGUGAAACCGAGGAUCAACUCAUGUCCCAAUGGUUCACGCUGGUGAAUAAGAAGAAUGCCCUAUUGAGGCGGCAGAUGCAGCUUAAUCUACUUGAGCAAGAGAACGAUCUUGAGAAAAAGUACGACAUGCUGAAUCUGGAGCUGCGGGCGGCCCUCUCGAUCGAGGACUGGCGGAAAACGGAGGAGCAGCGCGAAAAGGAAGCGCUGCUGCUGGCGGAGCUGGUUGCGAUCGUGGACAAGCGCAACGAGCUGGUGCAGAACCUGCACAGCCAGGAGCAGGCCAUCGAGGACGAUGACGAGAUCGAGCGGAAGCUGGAAACGGUCGACAUCAACCACAAGGACGAAAAGUGUGUCAUCCAGUAGAUGAAGGCUAGGGCGCCCUCUUUUUUGCUGUCACAUCACAUCACCCCUUUACCCCGAAUACUCAGACAUCAACCGGCGUGGCGGUCCCCUGAAAAGGUAAUUGUUUUCUGAUCCAAAUUCUAAAGCAUGAUGAAUUUUGAAUCCGUUGGAUUGGGGACAAAGAAAAAACGAGAGAUUGAGCUAGAAAAAUCCACACAAACAACAAUCAUCACUUACAAACAUUACAUUACUCGUCGUCGUCGUCGAAGCUUUAGUUCUGUCUCAAUUCCGUCCGAGAAAAAAAGGAGUUUGAUUUCUUUGGUAAAGAUAACUUUACGAUUGCUUUAGAUGUUGUUUCGUGGAUGUACCAAAAUAAGGAAAGAAAGAAUGAACAAGUGAGCAAAGCUACUUUUUUCAGAGAUACAAAGAAACAUUAUUGGGAUUUCAUUAAGUUUUGUUCUGACAGACAGAAUUGGUUGUAAAUAUUCGUUAAGGUAAGCAAACCUAAGCCUGGGAGGUUCGACCGGGAGUGCCCUCGGAUCGCGGGAGGGUCGAAUCUGUCUCUCACUUUUAAAUCGCCUAGAGCUGUAACUAUUUAUUAGCUUGUUUUUAAUCAGUCCAACUAUUUUAACACUCAUUUUUAUUUAAAUUUAAGCGCUUAUGCUUUAAUAUAAGAGCUGGUAAAAACUUUGAAUUGAACAAAGAGGGCUAAAACACACAAUAAUGCUAAGAGGAAACUAUCACGUGAUAAUUAUGAAAAAUCCAAAAAAUAACUAAGUUUUAAGCUUGUACUUGUUUUGUAUCAGGGGGACAAUACCAAUAUUUUUUGCAACUAAGGAGUGACACGACCGCGAUACAUUACCCCGCACUCUUACUCUACACACCACAUUGAGAACAUGAACACAUGAAUUCGAAUUGUAGAUAAGAUCGAAAGGAAAGCUAAAGAGCAUAUACUUAAACAAGGUUCGGGUUCGGGCUUUACGCGCAAUAGAAAGAGAGUUUCAGGCUUGAUGCAGAGAGAAAGAGAGAGAAUGUUUUUUUUUUCUUCGAGGAUGAUGGAAGCAGGAUCGAAAUAAACAAAAUAUAUUAUUCUAGUCAUUCGAGCGUAGCGUAGUUAAUGGGAAACUAUUUUAAAUUGUAAAAAUAGUAUUAUUAAUUUAAUCAUACACACUGCAAACUCACAACACAAGA
Messenger RNA from Culex pipiens pallens (northern house mosquito), 4997 nucleotides. RefSeq names its product EH domain-binding protein 1 (gene Ehbp1). NCBI's taxonomy places the organism in Eukaryota, Metazoa, Arthropoda, Insecta, Diptera, Culicidae. The record is from RefSeq and is a predicted model, not a curated record. Gene Ontology annotation, molecular function: protein binding. The coding region runs from base 888 to 3827 and encodes 979 amino acids. The transcript is spliced from 10 exons.